UGUUGAUGCGUUGAACAUAAUUUAUCUAUAUACAUUAGACAAAUGAAUAAAAACAAAUGACAAUAAGAAAUUAAUAACAAUACAGUUGGUAGAGUGUAAUGUGCGAGCUUUUGCCAAGGAGGAUACACAGAUACAGGUUAUACCGGGUAGGGAUAACAAGCGUGUUUCAGUUAUCUUAAUCGCACUUCGUGUUCGUCCAUUGACAAUUUAAUUGCCAACAAACGUCCGCAAUGAUUUCUUUGCGUAAUUCUUUGAUUUCGCACGCCGCUUUCUUUGAGAGACACUUUUUAGAGAAAUGCACAAUACGAGCCAGGAGGACACUGUACAGCGCCGGGUCAAUAGGACUUGAUGCAUACCAGGACACCAGGGAAAAAAUAAAAUCCCAGUUCGGAGGGAUCGAAGAUAAAUUUAAAACCAAAAUGACAGAAUAUACCAAUACAGAUGCGAAUAGUACCAUAUUUACAGAAGAUUUGAAAAAUAUGGUUCAUCUAGUCGAAAAUGAGGAAGUCAGCUUAGUUGAGCAGAUGAUAAAAAAGUUUGCAAAACAAAAUAGAGAAAUGCGGUUUGGCUCAUUUGUAUUUGGACCCGUAAUUAUGAGGAUGUAUUACCACCUGAAUAUGCCAGUGGCUGCACUCGAGAUGUUCAAAGAUCCUGAAUUGGAAGGGUUUUUCGAUCAGUUAGUGACUUUUCAAAUAUUGAUGGACUUGCUUUUGGUCAACGAUAUGGAUAAGGAAGUCAUUGAAGUGUUUGAUAUGAUCAAAUUUAAACAAUUGCAAGGUUCAAAGUAUCCGAAAAAUGCUGUUGUACUUGUUCUUGCUGCAUGUUAUAAAUUGAACACUACAGAAUCGUUUGAAUACAUGAAAACUCUGUAUAAUGAUUUAAACAAGUGUGGUCAUAUUCCCAUGAGAAGGGCUGGUACUUUUGCCGCAGCAUUGGCCAUUGAACAAAAUGCACCCCACAUCGCUUUAGAAAUAUUGACGAGUAUGAAAAAACAGUCCUAUGUGACAAUUCGUAACCUUAAGAUGUCAGCUUUGGCAGCACUUGGAAGGCCCGAAGACACACUUAGCAUUUUAAGAGCUGUGUUGGAAUUUGAUGGAACAAGCUCUAUAAAACACACAUUUGAUAAAGAAACAGUUAGAAAAGUGGCAGAGGCCAUUGAAAUGUUAAACAAUCCAGUCCUAAAGGAAGAAUUCGAUCGGAUUAUUAAGCAGCUGCACUAUUUAGGACAUAUUUCAGAAGAACCACUGUCAAAACAAUUGUGGGCGGAAAUUUCAGGAUCUCCAAAGCCAUGGAAACUUCAACAAGAAAUCCCGAAAUUUGGCCGCCAGCCAAAUUACUCCAAUUAUCCGAACAAGCAAACACAGAGACCUGGACUAAAAGAUAUGGCAUGAAUGUAACACAUUUUGUAUAACUUGUAGUGUUAAUACUUCUUCCCAAAUAUGUAUUUAGUCCAUUAAAAUGUAGAAUUUAAUAAUAAAAUGAAAAUUUCCUUUA
Cimex lectularius (bed bug) is the source of this 1494-nucleotide messenger RNA. RefSeq names its product pentatricopeptide repeat-containing protein 2, mitochondrial-like. Gene Ontology annotation, molecular function: RNA binding. Lineage: Eukaryota; Metazoa; Arthropoda; Insecta; Hemiptera; Cimicidae. Bases 231 to 1391 code for a protein of 386 amino acids. Gene Ontology annotation, biological process: mitochondrion organization; regulation of mRNA processing; multicellular organism development. Gene Ontology annotation, cellular component: mitochondrion. The transcript is spliced from 8 exons. The record is from RefSeq and is a predicted model, not a curated record.